AUGAGCUAUGAUCCAUAUGAAAAGUAGCCUUACAAAUAGUAAAAAAUGAUGCAAAUGUCAUCAGAUAAAUAUGAAGAGGAUGAUGAUGAAAAUUACGAUUAAAAUGAUGUUAAUCUUGAAGAUUUAGAUGCAGAGUAGCUUGAGGCCUUGAUAAAUUAACAAGCACAAAAUUAGGAAGCUGCUUUUGAUGAAGAAGUACUUACAAAGAUUAUUAACUAAUUAGCAGUCAGAAAGACUAAAAAUGAAGAAUUAAGAUCAUAAUUUGCAAACAAGCCUGAAAAAUUCUAAGAUUCGGAAAUUGAUUUAGAUGAAAUCAUUUAAAAAUUCAAUUCCCUAAGCGCAUAUCCAGAGCUUUUACCUAAAUUUACAGAAUCAUCAGCAGUUGUAAAUUUACUUCAAUUACUAUACCACGAAAACACUGACAUAGUUGUAGAUGUAAUUAACUUCUUUCAUGAAGUAAUUACUAUGGAAUUAGAAAAGAAAUUUUAUGACAACCUUCUUAAACUGUAUUUUAAGAUUGUCAAAAAUAAAUUCUUUGAAUCAAUCGUAGCAAAUUUAUAAAGACUAGAUGAGAAGGUAUAAGAUGAAUAUGAUGCAGUGCAUAAGUUAUUAGGUAUCAUUGAAAGUUUGCUUGAAGUUAAUCCUGAGUAUUCUGGUUAACUAUGUAGCGAAACAUAAUUCCUAAAGUGGGUCCUUAAGAGAAUAAGCCCUGAAUUUUAAUUAGUUACAAAAGUGAUUGAUGACAAUAAAUUAUAUCUUACAGAAAUAUUGCCUAUUAUUUUGUCAGAUGAAGAAAAUUAAAUUAGAUUUUAAAAAUUGAAAGGAAUAGAAAGCUUACUUCAAUAUUUAUAAUCAUAUGAAAAGAAAGAUCCUACAUGUGAAGAGGAAAAGGAAACCUUUUUAAAUGUCGUAGAUUGUUUGUGUUUAUUUUUGGUUUAAAGAAAUUAUUAAGAAGUAUUCAGAAAUUCUGAUGGCAUUUAGCUUAUGAUCAAAUUAAUUACAGCUAAAAAUUACUCAUCGAAGAGUGCUCUUAGAAUUUUGAGCUAUGCCUUAGUUAAUAACGAGUAAAAUUGCUUAAAGUUUGUAGAUUUACAAGGACUUAAAUUUGCUUUCCCAAUCUUGAUGAAAAAAGGAAUAAAAGCAAAAAAGCCAGAAGAUGCCCAAAAAAUAGAAGAGUAAAUAACAAGUAUUAUAAAAAAUAUUAUUAAAGAAACUACUGCUAUUUAGCAAGACAGAGUUAUCAACAAAUUUAGAGAAGAUAUUAUAAAGGUUGAUAGGCUAUUUGAGCUUCAUGAGUAAUACUAAAAAGUUAUGAAAUUAAUAGAAUAUAAAAUGCAAGACCCUGCCUACCUUAAAACUCUCGAAGAGUUUGAAGCAUAAAAUGUUGAGGAAACAAUUUACAGAUAGAAAUUAGAUGAAGGUUUAUCUAUUCUUGAAAACGUUGAUUUCAUAAUAGCAUUUUUAAACUAAUGCAAAGAUGAAUUGGUCUCUGCCAAGGUAAAGAAAAAUAUCAAGGUUCAUCAGUUAAGAGAUGAAAUUUUAGGAGUACUUGUUUAAAAUAAAUAGCAUUUUGAUCCCUCUGCUAAAAAAGAUAAUGAGUUUAUUUAGAAGCUAAUAGAUACUCUUUGA
This is a messenger RNA of Tetrahymena thermophila SB210, 1629 nucleotides long. RefSeq names its product oxidoreductase, short chain dehydrogenase/reductase family protein. The record is from RefSeq and is a predicted model, not a curated record. Gene Ontology annotation, cellular component: spliceosomal complex. The transcript is spliced from 6 exons. Lineage: Eukaryota; Ciliophora; Oligohymenophorea; Hymenostomatida; Tetrahymenidae.